Molecule: messenger RNA, 975 nt
Organism: Heterobasidion irregulare TC 32-1
Lineage: Eukaryota; Fungi; Basidiomycota; Agaricomycetes; Russulales; Bondarzewiaceae
Exons: 6
Coding region: 1-975 (324 amino acids)
Source: RefSeq, a predicted model, not a curated record
AUGGUCCAGCUCUCCUCCGUCCUCGUCUCGUGCCUCCUCGCCUCUGCCGCGUCCGCCCGGCCCUUCCAAAAGCGCAUCUCGCAGACCAUCUCAGACUCCACCGCCGCGUGGGUCCAAGCCUGCACUGCAGCCGGCGGCGCAGCGCAGUGCGGCACGAUCUCCCAGACCGCGUUCACCUCGCUCCUUGCCGCGGGCAAGAACUGCGACCAGCAGGAUGCGGCCGACAGCAUGAUCGACCUCGCCAAGCAGCUCAACAACAACGCCGAGAUGAUCCGCCUCGCACAGAUCUUCGUGCAGCAGCCCCGCAACGCCCCCGACAGCCUCCAAGUCCCCUACUGCCAAACCGCCCCGCGCAACGUCGAGCUCGAUGGGCUCUUCCAUUGCCAAUUCGCAUCCUCCGACUUUACCAAGUUCAGCGGUGACCAGACCGGCAACGUCCCGCUCGGCCUCGCCGCCGCUGUCUCCCCGCCCGGCUCGUGCCCCGCAAAGCCAGACGGCCCCGUCCCCGACGGCGUGCAGCUCAACACGCUCGUGCAGAGCCCCGGCACGCCCGCUACAGCCGCCGCCGCAUCCACCGAUGCUGCUGAUCCUACCACAGCAGACGCCCCCGCCGACAACGCCGCUGCCGGCGGCGCAGCAGCCGCAGCCACCCCCGCCUCCACCCCCGCCACCACCAGCGCGUCCUCCAGCUCCUUCACGCUCCAAAACGGGCUCGACGCCCAGGCGCUGAAUGCACAGUUCGCAACUCUGACGGCCGCCUCGCCGUGCCAGGACGGCGCGCAGGCGUGCGUUGGGGGCGCAUUCGCGCAGUGCGUUGGCGGGAAGUUCGUGACGACGUCGUGCGCGGGCGGCGCACAGUGCUUCGCGCUGCCGCUCGUGAACAAGGCUGGCACGUCCAUUACGUGCUCGACCGAGGCGGACGCGGCGCAGCGCAUCGCCGCCACUGGCGCUACAGGCGGCGUGACUGGGGCCUGA